CAGGAAGAUGAGUAUUGGGUAACAACAGAAAACCCGGGAUUUGGUUAACUUUCCCAUGAGGAAUUGCGAGUAUCUUUUCUGUGAAACUGCCUGGUGCUGUGAAACAUUCUUCAUCUGUGCCCUUGAUGUGGGCCUUCUGGAGAGGGAAAUCUCAUCAACCUCUAGAAAAGCAGCUAGGUUUAUGAUCACUUUCUUUCACGGUUGACUUUCAAGGACAAAAACCUUAUUAGAAGGAGGUCUGAAGAAAGGCAAGUUACAGGUGAUAAGAAGUGUGUGUCAUGAUGCACAGGUUGCUGCUCCUUCUUCUCCUGGUCAGCUUCAGCUCACCUGCACCCAGGUUUUCCGAUAAAGAUGUCUGCCUCCUAGACAACAAUAAUUUAAGACAAAGGUUAAAACAACUUCAAGACUUGCUUUACUUAUACGACCUGCAACUGAAGGACAUCCUGGAGAACACUUACCACAGAACAAAAAGUGGGCUGUUCUCAGGCAACAGGAGCAUGCAGCAUGAGAUUCUUUUACCCACAACCAGUGGAAAUUUGAUAGUUUAUGACCAAGAUUGCUCUGCAGUGUAUAAUCGGAAGAACACCAAAAGUGGCUACUACCGAAUCAGGCCCAGAGCAGACCGAGAACCUUUCCUGGUGUACUGUGAGAUGUCUGAUGGAGGGGGGUGGACGGUCAUCCAACGGCGGAGUAACGGCAGGGAGAAUUUCAACAGGAAAUGGGAUGAAUACAAACUGGGAUUUGGGAGAUUCCAGGGCAAGAAUGACGAAUACUGGCUGGGCAAUGACCACAUCUAUGACCUGCUUGCUAGAGGAGAGAGCUCAUUAAAGAUUGAACUGAUGGACUGGCAUGGGGAAAGACGUUACGCAGUCUAUGAAAAUUUCCAACUUGCAAAUGAGCAGGACAAUUACAGGUUAUGGUUUGGCACGUAUUCUGGUAACGCUGGCGACGCUCUGUCUGCUGGGAGCAAUUUUGAAGAUCAGUGGUCAGCCUCUCAUAGAGGGAUGCAGUUCACCACAUUUGACAAGGAUCACGAUCGAUUCCUGGCAGGCAACUGUGCAUCAGAGAAUAAGGGCGGUUGGUGGUUUAACAGGUGCCAUGCCGCAAACCUCAAUGGACGAUACUACAGAAGAGGAAGGUACAAGGGCUCCCAUGAUGAUGGCGUGGUUUGGUCUACGUGGCAUGGGAUGUGGUACUCGCUGAAAUAUUCAGCCAUGAAAAUCAGGGCUCCGUUCUUCAUUGACAGUGAGAGUGGAGAUGGAGAGAACAGUCAGGGAAGCUGAAACCUGCUGCUUUGGAAAGAGGAAAAGUACAGGCUGAAAAGAAUUGUAUAAGUUGAUAGCUGGUUCUCUGCUGCUGCCAAUUGCCAAACCUGCACUGUGAUAACUGGAGUUGCACCUGCUUCUGCUACCUGAAGCUAACAGCAAGAGUUGUUUGAGCAUAGCCAGACAAAAAUUUAACAGCAAACAUAUGGAUCUCAGUCAUGGGAUAACCACAGAUUUCUUUUUCAGCAGUUUUCAGGAAUUUGUUGGAAAAUGUUUAUUAAAAGCUCUCUGGACUUCGAAUGAUCAAGCUAAUAACCAUGGCAGUGUUGGAUCAAGGGUUGGACUUGAUGAUCUUGGAGGUCUUUUCCAACCCAGUUCAUUCUAUGAUUCUAUGAUUCUAAGCAUGUCCUGUAAUCUAUCUAUACUCUUCGAGGUCUAAACCUUUCUCAUCUUGAUUUUAACCAUCAGCACUUCAAUUAUGAGGACAUCAGAACAGAAAGAACAAAGUAAUGGAAAAUUGGACUUCAUCUAGCCUUUUACUAGCGUUUUGUUCUGCCUCAGGAGAUGUUUCUAAGCAACUCUCCCUAUGGUUCUAAAUUGCCACACUUCAGUAUCAGAGUGCCUCUGGAGAGUGUGAAACCAAACGUGGAUGGAUGUGCUCCAGCUGCUAACGUACAUCCAGACUAAGACUACUUCAAAGUAAACCUCCACAAUAGGGACAAUGUGGGCACUGGGUUCCAUUGCCAACAACUUCCUGCUGGAGAUCCACUGCUACAGCACACUGCAACACAUUAAUGCAAAGACAACCCUGCCGACCAGAUUUAAGCCCCAGACUAAAAUUAGGCAGAUUUUACUAAAUUUAGCUGAGCACAGAUAUUCUUAGGAGUUCCUAAAAUGCAGACAUGAUUCAUUUGUACAUUCUCCUGUAAUUUACAAGAUGACUCUGAGUUAGUGAAAAGGAAUUAGAAAGUAGAAAGUGGUUGAACCACAGGGCAAACUACUUUCAUUGUCUCAUUGGAGUGAAGCAAAAGAGCAAUACAAAUGACUGAAAGAAAUGGAACACUGAAAGUUUAUUUUCCACAAGUUGUUAACAGCAACGGUUAAAAAUGAACAGCAGUAUCAGCUUGAUGCAAGUCAUUUAACUAUUGUGAUGUAGAAUAAGCCUAAUUUUUUAUGAUUUACAAUAUUUUUUUUAACUGGUAGCUCUUUUCCAUUUAUUGGCUUUUAGAUCUAUACAUAUUGUCAUUUCUAUGUACAUCCAUAAAGAACAAAAUAAAACCAGCUGAGUAGGACUUAA
Lepidothrix coronata (blue-crowned manakin) is the source of this 2562-nucleotide messenger RNA. Its product is annotated as fibrinogen-like protein 1. The transcript is spliced from 8 exons. The coding region runs from base 279 to 1283 and encodes 334 amino acids. The record is from RefSeq and is a predicted model, not a curated record. Lineage: Eukaryota; Metazoa; Chordata; Aves; Passeriformes; Pipridae.